UAUUUUUUUGGUUAGCCCAUCCGCCAGGUAAAGUUUAUUUUUAAUUAAAUCUUACAAACAAUUGAAUAAAAUUUUUCGUCGAAUCUGUACGAUUGCGAAUUACGACAAGAAAUAGAAAUGUAUAGAAAAUCUUUUACGAAUAUUCCUUCGGAGGAACAAAUCGUGGCGGAAAAAGUGAGGAAAAGUGAGUGGAAGCUGGCGAUAUGUGGCUUAGUAUUCUCCGCAUCUGUAAUUACAGCCAAAUUGAUAUGCAAUAAUGUGCAAAACCUACAUGAUCUAGUAUAUGAAAGGAACCUGGUCACUUACGAGCAUGUGACUGAAAGUGGUCAGAUUAUGAUGAGACAUGUAUGGGAGGAAUCCAUCAGACACAGUGGUCUUUGGCUUCCUUUAGUAUGUGGCUUCAUUGCAACAUACAUUACAUGGGUAAUGGUUUAUCUUGAUUCUGAUGUACCAGGUGUACAGCCUCCAAGUCCUCUUUCACCUACAACAAUUAAGAUGCAAUCUGGACACACAUUUCAUUUAAAUUACGUUUUUGCUGUUUUAAUUGGCAUAUUUGUCACUAGUUAUAUGUAUAUGAAAGGAAUCAAUUUAGGGUACUAAUCAAAAUUUGCAGUAUUAUAACAUGGGAUUAAUCUUUCUUUUUUUUUGUAUAAGAU
Nicrophorus vespilloides is the source of this 656-nucleotide messenger RNA. RefSeq lists its product as uncharacterized. The record is from RefSeq and is a predicted model, not a curated record. The coding region runs from base 118 to 600 and encodes 160 amino acids. The transcript is spliced from 3 exons. Lineage: Eukaryota; Metazoa; Arthropoda; Insecta; Coleoptera; Silphidae.